Brienomyrus brachyistius is the source of this 7111-nucleotide messenger RNA. It is a transcript of the gene fnip1, whose product is annotated as folliculin interacting protein 1. Gene Ontology annotation, cellular component: cytoplasm. The record is from RefSeq and is a predicted model, not a curated record. The transcript has 18 exons. The coding region runs from base 1465 to 4887 and encodes 1140 amino acids. NCBI's taxonomy places the organism in Eukaryota, Metazoa, Chordata, Actinopteri, Osteoglossiformes, Mormyridae. Gene Ontology annotation, molecular function: protein-folding chaperone binding; ATPase inhibitor activity.
GGCCACGCUAACGACCCUCGGCGCGUGGCGAAGGAACUUGGCAAUUGUCUAAAUUUUGUUUAGAUUCUGGCCGUUGGUCUCGCGGUGCGCGUUCUUUUUUUAAUUACGUAUUUCUUCUUAUUGCCGCUUACAGUAUAUGCAGGAAUAGCGUUGCCGCCUCUCGUACCCAAAGUGUGCCAAGUUUGCUCGGUAGCGGCUUCUUAUUCAGGUGGAUCAGCAGCGUGGGCUGUUGGGAGCUGGCGGUGGGUGUCGUGGCCGCGUAGGCAGGCGACGUUUCAUACACCUCGUUAGCUAGCCGGCUAAUGGCGAACCGCCGUCGAGUCCCACGACUUAUGGGGGUCCCCGAUAUUUUGACUGCGCAGCCAACAAAAAAAAAAACCGCUUGCUUUGUUGUGCCGAGGCGUGGAAACGGAGAUGUUUUACCCCGCCAAGUGCAGUACUUGCACAAAAAGACGCAGGACAGCGUGUACCGUCGCUUCGCAGCCACCUCUUAGGUUCAGAAGUGCGCCUCGCCUGGCAGCGGACCAAGCAAAACGAUGCGAGUAUCUCACGUCCGCACGGACCUGUAUCAAUAUUAAUCAUGAUUAUUGCUCUAAUAUGGAGCCUACAUUAAGCGCUGACUGCAGUGCUACGCGCGCUGCGCAGUAAUUGAUAAAUGUAGACAAUUAUAAAGCCAAACUUGGCAUACAAUGCAGGCGAAUCGCGUGAGGGACCUGUAACUCCAACUUGCGGAACCUGUUACCGGUAGGUUGACAUUGUAACAGACUAUAACAUUUCGGGGAAGGUGUCGGUUACAGAGUUGGGGAUUAAUGCUGUGUAUAUCUUGUGAGCGACCCGUACUUAUAUAUUUAUCCCUAAUUUGUAAGCUGGAGUAGACUUUUAUUUCGUAUCUAUAUUUUCAAUUAGGUGCAUAUUUUCACAUUUGGAAGUUUUCGGCAUGUACACUUGAGUAGCGCAUCGCGAUCUUUUUGACAGUUAUACAAAUCAAUGCACUGUUUCUGUUAUGCAAUGUACACACUCAACCAUCCCCUUAAAUUACAGUAGCAAGUCGUUAUGUAUUCUGGUUUAUAAAAUGUUGAGGUGUUGUGUGUGUGUGUGUGUGUGUGUGUGUGUGUGUGUGUGUGCGCAUAUUUUUACUCAAUCUUUAUUGAUUUGUGUAGGCCCAACUACUUUGCUGAUUAAGACAUUUGUACAUAAUUUUAGGUAACGGCAAAUUGACCAGCACGUGUCCGGAACUCAAACUGGCCCAUCCACACAAUUUGCGUAGGAAAUAUGAAAGGGACAUUGUGAUAUCUUUUUUUUUUUUUUUUACCACAGGUUCUUCCUUUUACCACAGUGAGUUGGUUGUGACACAUCCAUUGGGUAGGGACUUUAGUUAUUAGUACAGACCUUUUUUGAGCGUGUGCCAGUCAGUGAUGCGUUGCCCCAAAGCUUCUCAGAUGCCAGAGAUAUUCCGCGUGGGGCAUGCUUCGAUCCCAUCAAAGUUCCAGGGUCCAAGAGCAUCCUUGGAGGGGCCACAAUGCUCACCUGCGCUGGCCGUUGCCUGAGCUGGAAUCGAGCCAGAUCAGACUGAUCGUGUAUCAAGACUGCGAGCGCCGGGGAAGAAACGUCCUCUUCGAUUCCAAUGCCAAAAAGAGGAGCACAGAAGAUACCCUGGUCACGAAGCCAGGCGGCGAGGCGCAGGGCAGAGGGCCGGGGCGGUGCUGCCGGCUCCGACCCAAUGGGGGCAGCUCCAGCUCCCUGGACAGCAACUGCUCCACGGCCUCGGAGCCUCGGGAACCGGGCCUUCGCUUCCAGGGAUCCCGCUGCUCUUCUGAUGCCAACAUGCUGGGGGAGAUGAUGUUUGGCUCGGUGGCGAUGAGUUACAAGGGCUCUACGCUGAAAAUCCAUCAGAUACGGUCUCCUGCUCAGUUGAUGCUGAGCAAAGUGUUUACAGCUCGGACAGGGAGCAGCGUUUACGGAAGCCUGAACACAUUACAGGAUAGCCUCGAGUUCAUCAACCAAGACUCCGUCGCACUUAAACCGGAUCAAAACACUGUGGUCAACAGCUUUCUAGGGAACAUAGGUUUCUCUCAGCUCUGCAGCUCCCGUCGGGCCUUCUCUGAACAAGGCCCCCUUCGUCUGAUCAAGAGUGCCUCUUUCUUUGCAGGGCCAACCACGCCGAUGGACAUGCCCGGCAGGGGCCAGUACGACGAGCGGGACAGCGGGAUCGCCAGAUCAGCCUCCCUCAGCAGCCUGCUAAUAACCCCCUUCCCUUCGCCGGGCUCCUCGCUCACCAGCAGCUGUGCCAGCAGUUACCAACGCCGCUGGCUCCGCAGUCAGACCACCAGCCUGGAGAACGGGGUCUUCCCGCGAUGGUUAGCGGAGGAGAGCUUCAACAUGUCUGAUGACAGCAGUGGUCCUGGCCUUGGGGUAGCCAGAAAGAAGAAGAUCGCCAUCGGCAUCAUCUUUCAGUUGUCAGAAGACGAGGACCAGAGCAGCAAGUUCCAGGGUUUCUUCUUCUCUCACUUCCCCCUCUUUGAGAGUCACAUGAACAAGCUGAAGAGUGCGAUUGAGCAGGCCAUGAAAAUGAGUCGAAGGUCGACUGAUGCAAGCCAAAGAGCACUGGCUUACAACCGCAUAGUGGAUGGGCUCAAUGAAUUCAGGACGACCAUCUGCAACCUUUACACCAUGCCUCGCGUGGGCGAGCCAGUGUGGCUGACCAUGAUGUCCGGCGCGUCGGAGAAGAACCAGCUCUGCAGCCAGUUCAUGAGGGAGCUGUCCAUUCUCAUGGAGCAAGCCUCCAAGAACCAGUUUCUUCCAGCUCUGCUCACGGCCGUCCUCACUAACCACUUGGCGUGGGUACCUACGGUGAUGCCCAACGGCCAGCCACCUAUCAAGAUCUUCCUGGAGAAGCACUCCUCUCAGAGCGUGGACAUGCUGGCAAAAACACACCCCUACAACCCGCUGUGGGCGCAACUCGGCGAUCUGUACGGCGCGAUCGGAUCCCCCGUGCGUCUCUCCCGGACCGUGGUGGUCGGCAAGCGGCAGGAGCUGGUACAGAGGCUGCUCUACUUCCUCACCUACUUCAUCCGCUGCUCGGAGCUGCUGGAGACGCACCUGCUGGAGAGCGCAGAGGAUGAGGCCAUCGUGCUGCCCGGUUCCCUCAUCACCACAUCGCUGCGCCGCGGGGAGGUGGAGGAGUCCGACUACGUGCUGGUCACUAUGCACAAACCGCACGGCGAUUAUCCUGCUUCCACCGAGCAGGAAGCCGAGAGCCCUGGGGACACCGGCGACGGGGGUUGUAGGCUGGCCCCGGCCUCCACUGCUUACCAAGAGGACCCCAUCCACCCACUCCCUUGCAAAGAGAAGACGAGCCACUGCCCAGAAACUAAGGUGGAGAUGGUGGUGUGCGUGGGCUCUGUGUCGGCCAGGGAGCCAGUCGUAGUACCAGUCGUGGAAGCAGAGGCCGGCAUCAUUGGCGAGGCUCCGGAGACCGAGAGGCUGCCCAUCAGCUACUUCUGUUCGUCUGGGAUCCCGCUGGAGAAGAAACCCCCCGAUAAGAGCUCAACCGACCACUUCCUGCCAGGUGACCAGCAGCCAGCCCCCAAAGUGACUUUCCUCAUCGGAGAUUCCAUGUCCCCCGAUUCGGACACAGAAAUCCGGGGGAAGAAAGUCGAGGAUCAAAUCAAGAAGCACAAGAGGCACCUGAAGCAGCAGCAGCAACAGCAGCAGAGGGUGCAGAGCUCUGCCGAGUCAAAGUGUGAGUCAAAGCCAACGUCAGAGGACCAAACUAAGAAAAACGAGGGUAAGAAUCCACUCCUGCAUGUGUCUAGCAAAAUCUCCCAAUGGAGCUCCUCCCACGAAGAGUGCAUGGAUCUGUUUGACGAGUAUUUUAGUGACGAUAACCCCGUGGAAACUCGGACUAUUGACGAUGUGUCCGGAACACAAGAAUCAAGCAGCACAGACAAAACAAAGAGCCACCUUCUGUGCCCAUCAGGAGACUCUGCAGAAAAAGAUUAUAGGAUUGUGGGACAGAGUGACACAGGGAACGGCGGGUGUAGCUGUAACUCGGCGGGCGUAGCAGACAAAGACUUUUGUAAGACUUGUUCUGCAGAGCAGGUCAAAGCCAUUGUGAUCUCUGUUACUGUCCCCCAAGGGGACAUGGGGGACCUGAAGAAGGUUGCCCCCCUGAAUGAGUGGGAAAUACCCCGGAAUGAGAGUUCGGACAGCGCACUGGGUGACAGCGAGAGCGAGGAUACGGCCCAGGAGCUGCAGCGCAAUGAAGGGACGUACUACGUCGACGAGCAGGAGGAGUGGCUGGAGGAAAUGGAGGUCCCCUUUCCGGGAUCCAAACUGGUAGAGAAUUACUCCAAACCCACAAUUGCCAACUUCGGGAGGUCUCUCUUCGGAGGUUAUUGUCAAACCUACGUCCCCGACUUUGUUCUGCAUGGAACGCCGAAUGACGAGAAGCUGAAGCAGUGCCUCAUGUCGGACUUGGCUCACGCUGUACAGCAUCCAGUGUUAGAUGAGCCCAUCGCAGAGGCCGUCUGCAUCAUAGCCGACACGGACAAGUGGACCGUGCAGGUGGCCAGCAGCCAGAGACGAGCCACUGAUGGCAAAUUUGGCAAGGAAGUACUGGUGUCCAACUUGGUGUCCAGUCUGCUCCAUUCGACCCACCAUCUGUACAAACUCAACAUGUCCCCAAACUUCUGCAUCAUGCACCUCGAGGACAGACUACAGGAGCUUUACUUCAAAAGCAGAAUGCUGGCAGAGUACCUGAAGGGUCAGACACGAGUUCAUGUCAAAGAGUUGGGGAUGGUGUUGGGCAUCGAAUCCAGUGAUCUCCCCCUAUUGGCAGCAGUCGCAAGCACCCACUCACCGUAUGUGGCCCAGAUACUGCUCUAGAUGGCCCAGAGCCACCCGCGAUGGAAAACCAGUGUAGAACCAGAGGACUAUCAGGAAUACAGCGCUGGUUCCAAGCGAGCGUGCCCAGCCCAGCCCGGAGUGGCACGGCACGGCAUGGCGCGGUGCGGCCCGGCCAAAGGGUAGGUGGGUGGUCUCGGCUGGUCCUGCUGCAGCUCUCAGCGCCCUAGAGGUAGGGCUGUCCCAGGAAAGCGGGGCCCGGUGCCAGGCGCUACAGCGCCCACAGGGCAGCAGACGCUGUCUGUGCCCGUACAGACUGAAGAUUUACAGAGACGCUUCCCCUAGUGUGGAGGAUGUUCUCCUUUUUGUUUGAAUGUUGUACUGGUAUUUUGCAUCUGGAAUGCUUUUUUUUUUUUUUUCUUGACAAUCCAGGAAAAACUACUUUUAUUUUUUAUUUCUACAAAUGCAGAUAGUACAGUCAGACCUCGGACGUUCGCGAGGUUAGGUUCCAGAACCCGUCACGAAUGAGGAGGAUUCGCGGAUGUUUGGUAGAGUCACUAAAAAUGGUAAUAUGUGCUUAUUUCUAUAGUUUAAACCCUAAAUAUGACCUCAGUCAUGCUCCCAAAACACUUUCAUUUAAAAGUUAGCUCAAUACAUUACCUUUAUUUUUACAACAAACAUUUGUUUUUUGUUUUUUUUUAGAGUACAGUAUCUCCUAAUGGAUAUUUGUCACACUAGCACAUUUACAGUACAGUAUACUAAUGCUACCCCUGCUGUUCCAUAGAACACGGCAUUGGCUGCCGUUUUCUUUUGCAUUCACAAUAAGGUAAAAAUGAGUAAACGAACGGGACUGUACACUUACUGACAGAAGUCAUGUACGUAACCAAGGUACAAUUCAAUAAAAUACGUAAAGGAAACGUACUGUACAUACAGGGUACAGGUGUUCAAUCAAUUAAAAAUUACGUAAUGACGUACAGAAAUAAGUUGUGAAAAUACUAUGUGUGUGCUAACCAUGAGAGACAACAAAAAUAUACACACAGUAAAAAUAUUUCAUAAAAAGAGUAGAAUGAAAUUUUUGCGGUUCUGUGAAUUCCGAAGCGCAAAUGCACGAGGGCCGACUGUACAGCCAUAGGAAGAAAAAAACGCUACUUAAAAAUAGCAUAUUCUGAUCUUACAAAUGCAUAAAACAAGUCCUUAUUCAUACCCUCUAUUGUUAUUGUUUUAAUAAUCUUAGUUAUCCUAGUCAGUCAGUAUCUGUUUCUGUUAGUUAAUGCAGAUGACAAUUGUUAAUGAGCAAAAUGGUAAUCUCAUACGCACCUGAAAAUGCCCCAACAAGAGAGAGGAAGUAAAAAUUGAUAGUUUUGAUGGUGCCGGUGGUAGUUUUACAUCAUUCGUUCUCACAGGCACAGACCUACCUCAGAUGUUUUUAGCUGGUGUCUGUCACCACUUGUUUAGUUGUCUUAGCUUGCUUAAAAGGGAAAUGUUUCUCAUUUAGCUCUGAACCAUAAAACCUGUUACGUACAAAAGGAAAAACGAAACAAAUAACGAUACCAUCGUCUUUAGAAAAACACUGUCCAGAGUAGCAGCCCGAAAGUACAGUGUCCUUUCCCUGGGUCUGAAAGGUGAAGUUAUUUCAUGCCAGUAAGUGAAAUCCCACCGUUCUCACUUACACCGUGUUUACUGUUCCAAAGGAUGCAUGUUUCAGAAAGCUAUUGAAUAUACCAGCUAACAAUUACAUGUUUAUUAGUUAUCUUUGUUGCACCUUCUGGGGGGAAGUGGAGAGAGAUUUUAAAGCACAAACAUGUUUUUCAUUCAUAGAAACAAACAUCAAAGGGCCAUUCGAAAAUGAGAGAUUUUAUUUUUACUAAUAUUUACAGAUAUUUCUACCAUUGCAUAAAUACAUUGUAAAAUACAUUGUAUGCUGUUUAUUUUUGUGUCUGAAAGUAAUGUCAUGUGUCUUGAGUCUUAAUUGACAUGAGGCAUGAAAGAAUGAGAUUACUCAGAUGAUUUUAGUAAUGAUGCUUCGCUAUGGCUGGAAUUACACCCAAUACAUUUUAUAAAAUGUAAAGAUGGUUUCUCUUAUUCUGAAGCGUGUGAGUGUAUGUAUGUGAGAGUAUGUGUGUGUGUGCACUUCUAUAUUUAUUAAGUAUGUUGAGUAAUGGUUUGUCAACUAUAUGUACAGAAGAAAAAGUACAGUCUUUAAAUUUGCAUUGUUUUUUCCCAAUUUUAUGGGAACGUUGUGCAAUAAAGAAGCCAAUGUUGCAUA